GGGCGGUGGGGGCGUUAGGUCGCCGGAAAUACGCACCGGUCUCCUACCAACGAAGAAGAAAAAGUAAAUGUGCAACAUGGCGACUCCCAUGCACAGAAUAAUAGCCAGGAGACAAGCGGAGGCAAACAAACAACAUGUGCGAUGCCAGAAGUGCUUGGAGAUGGGACACUGGACGUACGAGUGCACGGGGAAGCGGAAGUAUGUGCACAGACCAUCGAGAACAGUUGAGAUGAAAAAGAAACUCAAGGAGAAUGAAAACAAACCCCUCAGCAUCACCGGACCAGGAAGAGAAGGCUCCAGUGAGAAGAAAAUUAAAAAGAAGGCUAAAGACUCCAGCGACAGCAGCAGUGAUUCAGACGGCUCCUCCAGUGACUCAUCAUCAGACAGCAGCGACUCCUCCAGCUCCUCUUCAGAUGACAGCGACAGCAGCAGUGACAGCGACGAUGACAGCUCUUCCUCCUCCACCUCUUCCUCCUCUUCUUCGUCCUCAGACAGCUCAGACUCAGGGAGCAGCAGCGAUUCAGAUCAAGGACCUCCAAAGAAGAAGAAAAAGAAGAAAUAAAUAAAUAUGUUCGUUAUUA
This is a messenger RNA of Morone saxatilis (striped sea-bass), 581 nucleotides long. It is a transcript of the gene zcchc10, whose product is annotated as zinc finger, CCHC domain containing 10. Bases 68 to 562 code for a protein of 164 amino acids. The transcript is spliced from 4 exons. The record is from RefSeq and is a predicted model, not a curated record. NCBI's taxonomy places the organism in Eukaryota, Metazoa, Chordata, Actinopteri, Moronidae. Gene Ontology annotation, molecular function: zinc ion binding; nucleic acid binding.